Pyrenophora tritici-repentis Pt-1C-BFP is the source of this 511-nucleotide messenger RNA. Lineage: Eukaryota; Fungi; Ascomycota; Dothideomycetes; Pleosporales; Pleosporaceae. The record is from RefSeq and is a predicted model, not a curated record.
AUGAAGUACAUUCUCAUUGCCUCUCUCCUUUCCUCCGCGGUUUACGCUGCUCCCCUCGCCCAGGUCCAGAACCAGCAACAGCAGCAGACUGGCCAGACCCAGCAAAACAACCCCAAUGCUCCUCAACCUGUUACCAACAAGCCUACUGGUCAGGGUGCCGGUAUCGCUGGUGGUCAAACUCCCACUUCGGCCGAUCUUGCCACAGCCGUCGCCAACUGGAUGGCCGACACCUCCAUGGUCUCCAACUUCUUGAACACCGGUGCCAGCAUCCAGAACAACGUCCAGUUCAAGCAGGCUGCUACCGUCGCCUACAACGCUGAGGUCGACGAGCUCAACCACAAGGCCAUCAUCGAUGCUGCCAACGGCAACAUGCCCAGCGUCAUCGCUGCCAACAGCACCCUCGCCACCGGUGGUUCUUUCCAGGAUGUCGUUACCAAGCUCCAGAUCAUGAGCCAGCAAGGUAUGGCUGCCGCAACACAUCGACCUGAUCAACCAGAACCGUUGCGUCAAC